This is a messenger RNA of Coccinella septempunctata (seven-spotted ladybird), 1782 nucleotides long. RefSeq lists its product as uncharacterized. NCBI's taxonomy places the organism in Eukaryota, Metazoa, Arthropoda, Insecta, Coleoptera, Coccinellidae. Gene Ontology annotation, biological process: proteolysis. The coding region runs from base 1 to 1782 and encodes 593 amino acids. Gene Ontology annotation, molecular function: aspartic-type endopeptidase activity. The record is from RefSeq and is a predicted model, not a curated record. The transcript has 2 exons.
AUGGAACAAGAAGCAGCCCAGGUCUCCAGAGUCUCCGUUCGGAUGCCCGAGUUUGUAGCCGCCGAUCCCGAAUUAUGGUUUGCCAUGGCUGCAGGAAGUUUUCUUUGCUCCGGAGUGACACAAGACCGGACUAAGUUUGGCUACAUCGUAGGAGCCCUGCCAGCAAAAUUUGCCGCCGAGGUGAAGGACAUAAUCAUGAACCCACCUACCGACGGGGCCUACGAGAAAUUGAAGAUGGAGCUGGUGCGACGUCUGAGUGCCUCCCAAGAAGAGAAGACCCGCCGCCUACUGGAACGAGAGGAAAUGGGAGAUCGUAAGCCAUCACAAUUCCUUCGACAUUUACAGGGACUCGCAGAUCGAACCGUCCCAGAUGCCCUGAUGAAAUCCCUGUGGAUGAGCCGGCUACCCAAGUGUGUCCAGGUGUCAUUGGCCAUCAUCAAGGACACAAAUCUCGAAGACUUGGCAACCCAUGCGGACAAUAUAAUGGAAGCCUCCCGAACUAUCGUCCACCAGAUAGCAGAGACAACCAACAUAGAGGCCAUCAUCGAUAGGAAGCUGGAGCAGAUGUUCUUAGGACUGAACCUGGAGAUAGCCACCCUGCGAGCAGAGCCGGCAGCACACCACCGACCCAGAAGAGAUGCCCUGCAACUACACCUCGGGAAACGAAGGGGGCCUUCACUAGAAGCGGCCAGUGAUCCCAGCCCAACGACGCGCCGCUUGUUCAUUACGGAUCAGGACUCCAAGUUGCAGUUCCUGGUCGACACUGGAGCAGACCUGUGCGUCUACCCUCGCAGCGCAGUCACUGGCAGAAGAGAGAAGUCCGACUACGUCCUUUCAGCAGCCAAUGGGACACCCAUCGCCACGUAUGGUACAACCACCCUCACGCUGAACCUAGGACUACGCCGAGAUUUCACAUGGAGGUUCGUCAUAGCAGACGUAUCAAAACCCAUCAUCGGCGUCGACUUCUUGAGUUUCUAUAACCUGCUAGUGGACGUGAGGAACCGAAGACUUUUGGACGGAACCACCCAACUCACUACCCAAGGAGAAGUGGCUGAGUGCUCCAUCCCAGAAGUCAAGUCUGUCAACGGAUCCUCCAGGUAUCAUGAUCUACUAACGCAAUUUCCAGAGAUCACCAGACCUACAGGAGCCCCAGGACGCAUCAGGCACAACACAAGGCAUCACAUCAAGACGAUGCCCGGACCACCAGUAGCUUCGAGACCACGACGUUUGGCACCAGAAAAGUACAAGGUAGCCAAAAAGGAGUUCGAAGCCAUGCUACGACUAGGAAUCGCCCGACCAUCCAAGAGUCCAUGGUCAUCCCCACUGCAUCUCGCACCAAAAAAGGGUUCUGAAGAAUGGAGACCGUGUGGAGACUACCGUGCCCUAAACGCCCGGACUGUCCCCGAUCAGUAUCCCGUGAGACACAUCCAGGACUACGCCCACAUCCUCCAGGGGAAGAAAAUUUUCUCAACCCUCGAUCUAGUGAGGGCGUACAACCAGAUUCCCCUGGCCGAAGAAGAUGUUCCCAAGACCGCCAUCACCACGCCAUUUGGAUUGUUCGAGUUCCCAGUCAUGACGUUUGGACUACGGAACGCAGCACAGACUUUCCAAAGAUUCAUCGAUGAGGUUUUACAAGGACUGGACUUCUGCUUCAGCUACAUUGAUGACGUACUGAUCGCCUCAUCGUCGGAAGAAGAACACAUGGAACAUCUUCGGAUCAUCUUCGAGAGGUUCCGCAACUACUCCAUCGUCCUCAACCCAGCCAAAUGCAUCUUUGGAUAA